AUGAUGGGAUUGUUAUCUUUAUUAAUGGCCUUUUGUCGCUCCAGCCAGGGAAAUGAAAGUGAUUAUUUGAGAUUGAGGCUUUACCGUAAUCUAUCUAUCUAUCUAUCUAUCUAUCUAUCUAUCUAUCUAUCUAUCUAUCUAAUCUCAGCCUGUUCAUUUCUAUCUAUCUAUCUAUCUAUCUAUCUAUCUAUCUAUCUAUCUAUCUAUCCAUCCAUCUAUCUAAUCUCAGCCUGUUCAUUUCUAUCUAUCUAUCUAUCUAUCUCCAUCUAUCCAUCCAUCUAUCCAUCUAUCUAUCCAUCCAAUCUCAUCUGUUCAUUUCAUCUAUCUAUCCAUCCAUCUAUCUAUCCAUCCAUCUAUCUAUCCAUCUAUUCUCAGCCUGUUCAUUUCAUCCAUCCAUCUAUCUAUCCAUCCAUCUAUCUAUCCUCAUCUGUUCAUUCUAUCUAUCUAUCCAUCCAUCUCUGUUCAUUUCACAUCUAUCCAUCUAUCCAUCUAAUCUCAUCUGUUCAUCCAUCUAUCUAUCUAUCUAUCUAUCUAUCUCAUCUAUCUAUCUAUCUAUCUAUCUAUCUAUCUCAGUCUAUUCAUUAUCUAUCUAUCUAUCUAUCUCAUCCAUUCAUCCAUCUAUCUAUCUAUCUAUCUCUAUCUAUUCAUUAUCCAUCUAUCUAUCUAUUUUCCAUCAGUCCAUUCAUUAUCCAUCUAUCUAUCUAUCUCAUCUGUUCAUUUCUAUCUAUCUAUCUAUCUAUCUAUCUAUCUAAUCUCAGUCUGUUCAUAUCUAUCUAUCUAUCUAUCUAUCUAUCUAUCUAUCUAUCUAUCUAUCUAUCUAUCUAUCUAUCUCAGUCUAUUCAUUAUCUAUCUAUCUAUUUAUCUAUCUAUCUAUCUAUCUAUAUAUCUAUCUAUCUAUCUAAUCUCAGUCUAUUCAUUAUCUAUCUAUCUAUCUAUCUAUCUAUCUAUCUAUCUAUCUAUCUAUCUAUCUAUUAUUUACCACGAUCCUCCUCCUCCUCCUUGUUCUUCCUCUUCCUUCUUAUUAUUCCUCCUCCUCAUUCUUCUCUUUCUUCCUCCGACCCUCCGCCUUCUUCCUCCCCUUUCUCCACUUCUCCAGUUCAUAUUCCUCCCCUUCCUCUUCAUUCUUCUUUGUCUUCUUACGCCCCUCCUCUUUCUCCCCCCCUUCUUCCUCCUCCACUUCCUCCACCGCCUCCACAUUCUUCUUCUUAUUAUUAUUAUUAUUCUUCGUCUUCUUCUUCCUCCUCUACUUCCUCCACCUCCUCCCCAUUCUUCUUCUUCUUCUUCUUCUUCUUCUUCUUACAUUCAUUGUUUGUCUUGUUUAUCUACUACCGUCUUUUUUUUUAA
This is a messenger RNA of Acanthosepion pharaonis, 1344 nucleotides long. NCBI's taxonomy places the organism in Eukaryota, Metazoa, Mollusca, Cephalopoda, Sepiida, Sepiidae. The record is from the annotation of a GenBank genome assembly.